Aspergillus bombycis is the source of this 609-nucleotide messenger RNA. RefSeq lists its product as uncharacterized. Gene Ontology annotation, cellular component: fungal-type cell wall. The coding region runs from base 1 to 609 and encodes 202 amino acids. The record is from RefSeq and is a predicted model, not a curated record. NCBI's taxonomy places the organism in Eukaryota, Fungi, Ascomycota, Eurotiomycetes, Eurotiales, Aspergillaceae. The transcript is spliced from 3 exons. Gene Ontology annotation, molecular function: structural constituent of cell wall.
AUGAAUCCCAAAAGGAUACUGCUCCUUUUAACCACAGUAGCCCUCUCGACUGCAGUCCCUUUCUCCCAGCAACAGACCCCAGUCUCAACCCCAACCAAACAAUCCGCACACCCAGCGCAGAGCUCCAUGUUCGCUGCCUUGGCUUCUGCCUCACCAGAAGCAAACAACGGCACCUGCCCAGACACCCACCGGUCCAAGCAAUGCUGUCAAAGCAUCGACUCCAUCGGAGAUGAGAUCACCAAGGGAUUGGGCCAGCUUGUUCCAGUGUUAAACGGGGCAAAGUUGUCAAGUAUCUUGUCGCUUGAUUGUCAAGCAAUGUCUGAUACAGAUCCGAACGAAAAUUGUACAAAAGACGUUAUGUGUUGUACUGGAUCGCCAGAGGACAAGGGAGAUAGCCUAGCCAGAUCAUGUGAACCGUACGAUAAAGCAAUGAAGGAUAUGCAGGAAGCUCUGGAGAAGAAUAGGCAGCGGCCUCUUGAGCAGGCGAUGAGUUGGGCGGCUAUGACUAGUUCGAUGCUGGCGGCGGCGUCCUCGUCGUCUGUGGCGGCGGCUUCUUCGUCUCCUAGAUUGGCUUCAAGCGGGGUGCAUGCUGUGCCUACGGGUCAUUAG